Messenger RNA from Orbilia oligospora ATCC 24927, 2640 nucleotides. RefSeq lists its product as uncharacterized. Bases 1 to 2640 code for a protein of 879 amino acids. The transcript has 6 exons. The record is from RefSeq and is a predicted model, not a curated record. Lineage: Eukaryota; Fungi; Ascomycota; Orbiliomycetes; Orbiliales; Orbiliaceae.
AUGGGUCUCAAAAACUACUUCAAGGCCCCUCCAGCGGCCAAUGCGAGUGCACCGGAGGGCUCGUCCCCCCCACAAUCUGAGAAAGGACCAACGAUGACACCAGCUGUUGGUGGUAGCCUCGAGAUGCCAGGCUUACGGAGCCCGUCCCGUGUGUCCUCGUCGAGAAGCUCACUCAAUAGCCCUGGUUCCUCCCGCUCUUCCGCGUUAAUCGAGGAUAUUAAGCACGAAGUCAUGGCCAACUACCUCUUCCAACAGCAAUGCUCCCAGAUGUGGGUAGGGGACGUGACCGGUGAGGCGGAAGGAGUGGUCCUUCGCAAGCAUAGAAACAACUAUAUGGCUUGUCCUCCGGAACUAGGAAGAAGCCCAUUUGCUGCAGCUUGUGCGGCAAUGAACGUCCAGGUCGCCAUGACUGUAAACUCCCGUGUCAUAAAAACAUUUCUCCAAUGGUCGCCGGAUGCUCUCGACGUACCCUUGAUGAACGGCCUGCGUAUCCAGAUCCUACCAACAAUAGACGACCUCCCACGAGCUAAAAAGCAUCAGUUUGCCGCAUUCAUUGCACAUGAGCAGAUCUUGGUUGUUUGGGAUGACGAUGCGCUCCAUAUUGUGCAAAGAGCUAAGUCGAUAGAGAGCGAGCUCAUGGAGCUGGUUUGGAGGACACACGAAGACAUCGAAGCCGAUGAGAAAAAAGACCCCAACCACAUCCAUGUUGAGGGGUUAGAUGAGGAAAGUGGUGAGAUUACACUCGAGAGCAGGCCGACCCAUUUGAUGAACACUGUCUUGGUUUCGCUCACCCUCAUCUUGGUCAUCGUUACCCUCGGUGCUGGGUACCGUCAGCUCGCCGUUGAAAUUGCUGUUGAUGGCGAUUUCACAAGACUGGCGUUUUUGGCGCUUACCCCUGUGCAGAUCUUCCUAACACUCUUCUUCGGGCAAGUUAUUGUUGGUUGUAUCGCUCAGGUUUUUGGGCCUGUCCGACAAUUGUCCAUCAACUCUAAGUUUUACUCUGCAAAGCCCCCGGUCCGAAUCAGAACGCCGGUUCUACCGCAUGUUACUAUCCAGUGUCCAGUUUAUAAGGAGGGCCUUCACGCCGUCAUUGCUCCAACCAUCAAAUCGAUCAAACAAGCCAUAUCGACAUACGAACUACAGGGCGGCUCUGCCAAUAUUUUCAUCAACGAUGACGGACUCCAACUUAUUGAAGAGGAGGACAGACAGGCUAGAAUAGAAUUCUAUGCUGAUAACAAUAUCGGCUGGGUUGCUCGUCCUAAACAUGGCGAAAACGGUUUCCUGCGACGAGGAAAAUUCAAGAAGGCAUCAAAUAUGAACUUCGCCCUCAUGAUCUCCUGCAAAGUCGAAGAAAGAUUGGCUGCUAUCGAACGUACCGAAGACUGGACACAACAUGACGAGGCUCAGGCAUACGAAGAAGCCCUUAAGGAAGUCGUCACAACCGAUGGCCGUGCAUGGGCCGAUGGAAAUAUUCGAGUUGGAGACUACAUCAUUCUUAUCGACUCCGACACCCGUGUUCCAUCAGACUGUCUUCUGGAUGCGGUUAGUGAGCUCGAACGGUCACCGGAAGUCGGAAUUAUGCAAUACUCCUCUGGCGUCAUGCAAGUUGUCCACAACUACUUUGAAAACGGCAUUACUUUCUUCACAAACCUGAUCUACACUGCUAUCAGAUACACGGUCUCCAACGGUGAUGUUGCGCCCUUUGUUGGCCACAAUGCCAUCCUCCGCUGGUCAGCUGUCCAACAAGUUUCUUACAUGGAUGAGGAUGGCUAUGAAAAAUUCUGGUCCGAGUCCCAUGUGUCUGAAGAUUUCGACAUGUCGCUUCGAUUACAAGUCAAUGGUUACACAAUUCGCUUGGCGGCAUACACCGGGGACGGUUUCCAAGAAGGUGUGUCGCUUACAGUCUACGAUGAACUGGCCCGUUGGGAAAAGUACGCCUAUGGUUGUAACGAACUACUCUUCCAUCCCAUUCGCUUCUGGCUCAUCCGUGGACCUUUCACCCCACUGUUCCGUCGCUUUUUGUUCUCUAAUAUCCGUAUGACUUCGAAAAUCACCAUUAUCUCUUACAUCGGGACAUACUACGCCAUCGGAGCUGCAUGGAUCAUGACAACUGCCAAUUACUUCGCCAUCGGAUGGUUCAACGGUUAUCUAGAUAAAUACUAUAUUGACUCGUGGCGAGUGUGGUUCUCUAUCGUCAUCGUCUUUAACGGCCUUGGAAAUAUCGCCCUUGCCGUUAUGAGGUACCGUAUUGGCGAGAGGACCUUUCUCUGGGCUUUGUUCGAAAAUUUCAAAUGGGUUCCAAUGCUUGCACUCUUCCUUGGUGGCCUCUCUUUACACGUCUCUCAGGCUCUCCUUGCCCAUAUGUUUGAGAUUGAUAUGACAUGGGGUGCCACUGGUAAGGAAGUUGAAUACUCGAAUUUCUUCAUCGAAGUACCGAAGGUCUUAAAACGAUUCAAGUGGAGCAUGAUCUUUGCUCUUCUUGCUAUUGCUGGGGUGAUUAUUCUAGCUGUUGCUCCUUUCGUGCCUUAUUCGUACCGAAUCAAAGACUUCACACCAAUUCUUCCAAUGUGCACUGUAGCAGUCUCUCAUCUGCUAUUCCCACUCGCCCUCAACCCGGCGCUGAUGACCUUUUCUUUCUAA